Aspergillus bombycis is the source of this 2211-nucleotide messenger RNA. Its product is annotated as DEAD/DEAH box helicase. Gene Ontology annotation, biological process: telomere maintenance; DNA repair. Gene Ontology annotation, molecular function: ATP hydrolysis activity; DNA helicase activity. The coding region runs from base 1 to 2211 and encodes 736 amino acids. Lineage: Eukaryota; Fungi; Ascomycota; Eurotiomycetes; Eurotiales; Aspergillaceae. The transcript has 3 exons. The record is from RefSeq and is a predicted model, not a curated record.
AUGUUCAAGAAAGCUGUACAAGACCAUUCGGGAGGAUCUGCUAAACCCCUUCAGUCCAGCCUUCUUCACAGCAAUGGGAUUCAACCAUCGAAACCACCGCCGCAGUCAGUAGGAGUCAAACGGAAAAUCGAAAUGGCCAAUGCUGGGGGAUCUGCACUAGGGUCUUUGCACAGCGCUGUAUACUUUGAUGAGAAUGAUUUCGAUGAUGAUCUUGAUUUGGAUAGCGAGCCAGAACCGUUUAUACCACCACCAAAAAUUGUGAGGCCGAACAAUGGGCGACAGAUACCAUUUGAAAGUACAAACUCAACUACCUUGGCGACGCACACGAUCAAGCCGGCUCAAGUGUCGACACCCACGAGAAAGAAUGAGGACUUGGAGAUAAAGUACCCCGAGCUGCCUCCAGUUCCUGAUGAUCCGGUACCAUCCAGCAGCAUACCAGUUCCUUGGUCAUCCUCACCACCAUCUCACUUUCAGAAACCUACCAGUUCACGAACUCUACCGUGGCUUAAGAAAGAGGAGUCGAUGCCAGCACCAGCCGUGCAGUACAAGCCAGAGACACCUGUGCGUCCAAAGCCGACUGCCAUAUGGAACAAAUCGGCAAGCGCAAUCAAGGAGGAACAGAAAGAACUACGCCGACAGUAUAAGAAUCAGAAGACCGAUUCUGUGCAACAUCGCCCACGUCCUAAGAUGGCGUCCUUAUUCCUUAGUGAUGAACAGAAACACGUACUUAAUGCCGUUGUUGAGCAAGGGAAGAGUAUAUUCUUCACCGGUUCCGCCGGAACUGGAAAAUCAGUUCUCAUGAGAGAAAUUAUUAAGAAACUUCGCGACAAGUACAGGAGAGAGCCUGACAGAGUGGCAGUGACUGCUUCAACGGGUCUUGCCGCUUGUAACAUCGAGGGUGUUACCCUCCACAGCUUCGCAGGGAUAGGAUUAGGCAAAGAGCCUGUCCCUGAGCUUGUUAAGAAGGUCAAGAAAAAUCCCAAAGGCCGGAACCGUUGGCUACGUACAAAGGUUCUGAUUAUUGAUGAAGUGUCUAUGGUUGACGGAGACCUCUUCGAUAAGCUCGAGGAGCUUGCUCGAAAGAUUAGAAACAACGGCCGUCCUUUCGGCGGCAUUCAACUUGUCGUUACGGGCGACUUCUUUCAAUUGCCUCCGGUCCCUGAUGGCAGCAAUCGAGAGGCAAAAUUUUCAUUUUCUGCUGCUACCUGGAAUACCUCUAUACAACACACAAUCCUCUUGACCACUGUUUUCCGUCAAGCAGAUCCUGAUUUUGCAAACAUGCUCAAUGAAAUGAGGCUUGGAAAGCUCAGUCCGCGUACAAUCGAUACCUUUAAACACCUCUCACGGCCACUUGACUUUCAUGAUUCUCUUGAAGCUACGGAGCUGUUCCCAACACGUCAAGAGGUAGAGCAUGCAAACAGUGCAAGAAUGCAAAGACUGUCCGGCGAAGUGAUGACUUUCAAUGCCGCAGAUUCGGGUACAAUUCAAGACGCACAGUAUCGUGAGAAACUGCUGGCCAACUGCAUGGCUCCACAAGUAAUCCACCUCAAAAAAGGAGCACAAGUCAUGCUCAUUAAAAAUAUGGAAGAUACGCUCGUCAAUGGAUCAAUUGGACGAGUGGUCGCAUUUAUGGAUGAGGCAACAUUCGAUUUCUAUCGCGAGAAUGAAAGCGACUUCGCUGGUGACCAGGGAGCCCAAAGCGAUGAGGAGAUGAUGAAUCGCUCCCGCAAGAAGCUUAAGUCUCUUUCUCACAAAGAAGGGGGCGUCGUGGUGAGCAGAAAAUGGCCUCUUGUCUGUUUUGUACAGCCGGAUGGAACCGAAAGGCACCUGCUUUGCCAACCAGAAACAUGGAAGAUCGAACUUCCCAACGGAGAGGUUCAGGCUCAGCGUGCACAGGUCCCAUUGAUUCUGGCAUGGGCUCUGUCUAUCCACAAGGCUCAGGGUCAGACCUUGCAGCGAGUUAAAGUCGAUCUUGGACGGGUUUUCGAAAAGGGUCAGGCUUACGUUGCUCUGAGUCGUGCAACCUCCAAGGAAGGCCUUCAAGUCACACGGUUCGAUGCACGAAAGGUCAUGGUACAUCCCAAAGUCACCGAGUUUUACUCUAAACUCACCAGUAUUACUGACGUGCUCAAGCCGAAAGGCGGGCAACGGACUAUUCCUGGUCAUUACCCUGAGGACGACUUCGAAGAUGAUUAUUUAGACUAUCUAUAA